GUGUCUAUGCGCAUGGUGAAGUGAUGGACGGACUUUGUGAAGACCCGACUGUCAUACAGCGGGGAAAAGCUCUGGUGUGUGAGAACAGUGCGCAGUAGCAUCCAUAGCCACUUUUAUAGUAAGUCCCCGACCAUGACGCACCGGAGCGCUUUUACGCAAGCAGGAUGCGCACAGUUUGCGAAUAAUUACACCAACCAGCAUUACGGAGAGAAAAUAACUAUGUUUUAGGGGUUCCUUUUUUCAUAUUUUGGAUACAAACAGACCAGCAAGGUGUAAGUGGAUUGAGAGAACAGAAGACACGUUCUUCACAAAAGCAGCGAUGGAGGAGCAGCGGGAUCUGAACAGCACAGAUAGCAGCGAGGGAGAGAGCGUCUCCCCGUCUCCCAGCCUGCCUUCGCCGCCCAUACUGCCUCUGCAGGUCGCCCAGCAGGCCCACAGAACCACCAACUUUUUCAUCGAUAACAUUUUGCGGCCCGACUUUGGCUGCAAGAAGGAGCACGGUCUGGGCCCUCGGGAGAGGGCGCAGACCUCAGGCCGGGAACGCGUCCACCCUGCAGUCAGCAGGCCGAGCCUUCCCGGGACGCCGUGCCAGGACUCCAAUUGCAGCAGUGACAGCACUUCGUCUUCCGCCUCCUCCGCCUCUUUGGCGAGUCCCAAAAAGAGUAACGGCAGCUGUGGAGGAAGCGCGGCCGCCUCCACCGAGAGCAGCGGCGUGAAAGCCGAAGAGAGAACUGGCGGCGGGGUCGCGGAGAACACGUCCUCCUCGCUGGUGGUGCUGAACGGAACCGGAGCGUCCACACCGGAGAGCCAGCCGUUGCUGUGGCCUGCCUGGGUCUACUGCACCCGGUACUCGGACAGGCCCUCAUCUGGCCCACGGACACGGAAACUGAAAAAGUCGAAAAGUGGCAAAGAGGACAAGCGGCCGCGCACGGCCUUCACGGCGGAGCAGCUGCAGAGGCUGAAGACGGAGUUCCAGGUGAACCGCUACAUCACGGAGCAGCGGCGGCAGGCUCUGGCCCAGGAGCUCAGCCUCAACGAGUCCCAGAUCAAAAUAUGGUUUCAGAACAAGCGGGCCAAGAUCAAGAAGGCCAGCGGCUUCAAGAACGGGCUGGCGCUGCAGCUGAUGGCGCAGGGACUGUACAACCACUCCACCACCACCAUCCAGGAGGACAAGGAGGAGGACAGCGACUGA
This is a messenger RNA of Cyclopterus lumpus (lumpfish), 1192 nucleotides long. Its product is annotated as homeobox protein engrailed-1-B-like. The record is from RefSeq and is a predicted model, not a curated record. Bases 320 to 1192 code for a protein of 290 amino acids. The transcript has 2 exons. Gene Ontology annotation, molecular function: RNA polymerase II cis-regulatory region sequence-specific DNA binding; DNA-binding transcription factor activity, RNA polymerase II-specific. Lineage: Eukaryota; Metazoa; Chordata; Actinopteri; Perciformes; Cyclopteridae. Gene Ontology annotation, cellular component: nucleus. Gene Ontology annotation, biological process: neuron differentiation; multicellular organism development; regulation of transcription by RNA polymerase II.